AGAUAGUUAUGCUAGUUUAUUGGGCUAUUGGCAUUUCGCAUAAGAAGAAACAUUUACACGUUUUCAGAUGUGUACCUUCUAAUUAUAUAUGCUGGGAUGGAGUGUCCAAGGAAUUUUAGCUUGUUUCCGGUCAAUAUGAAAAUGUUUACAAGGAGCCCAACAAUUUUAGCUGGUAACAUCAGAUUAUAGUUGCAAAUAUCAGUGUGUAUACAGCUGACGAUUCAGAACCGGGUUACAUUCAUGACGUUCUCUUGCGGUUUGGUGCCCUCCUGAGGGAAUUAUAAUGCCCUAGUUUAGGGUUUAAGAUAUUUUUUAUAACACCAGAGUUUAGGCUAAAUGACGAAGCUAAAUGACGAAGGGUUUCAAAAUGAGGUUCAAAUUAUUGAAUGGCAGAUCUUCGUAGAUUUCCCAAUGCUUCAUCUGUUUACCUGAGUCUUUCGCUAAACAAUGAAAGUGGCCUGUUUUGUUUCGAGGAAAAAAAGGAAUUUGCUAGGACUAUUAGGAGAAACUGUAUUUUUUCCUAGGGCUUUUUCACGCUCUGCACUCUCAAAUGAGAAUGUUGAAGGCCAAGGGACCAAAUCGGGACCUGGGUUCAAUCCUGGCCAUGUAGUUAUGGUAAUCAAACACAAAAAGGACCCUCUAAAGGCUCUUGAGGUUUUCAACUCUGUAGCCAAAGAGGAAGGCUUCAAGCAUACAUUUGCUACCUAUAAGGCUGUGAUUGAGAAACUUGGAUCUCAUGGGGAGUUUGAGUCUAUGGAGAAGGUUUUAAUAGAGAUGAGGAGGGAUAUCCAUGAUAAUGUAUCUUAUGAAGGAAUAUAUAUUGGGGUGAUGAAAAACUAUGGCAAAGCUGGGAUGGUGCAGGAAGCUAUGGAUACGUUUGAGAGAAUGGAAUUCUAUGAUUGCGAGCCGUCUGUUAGAUCAUAUAAUACUGUUAUGAAUAUUCUUGUCGAAAACAAGCAUUUCAUCCAGGCCCAUAAGAUCUAUCUUCGAAUGAGAGAUAAAGGUAUUGAGCCUGAUGUGUACACAUUUGCUAUCAGGAUAAAGUCAUUCUGUAGAACUAAUAGAGCUGAGGCUGCACUGAGGCUUCUUUGCAAUAUGACAGAACAAGGUUGCAAGGCAAAUGCUGUUGUCUAUUGUACGGUAAUUGGUGGUCUAUAUGAAGAAAACAAGGCGGAUGAAGCUUCAAACCUGUUUGACAAGAUGUUGGCAGAAGACAUAAUUCCAGAUGUGGCUACAUUCAAUAAACUGACCCAUAGUGUUUGCAAAAUUGGUGGUGUGGUAGAGAGCAACACACUUCUCAAAAAAGUUAGGAACAGAGGAGUUAUUCCUAAUGUGUUUACCUACAAUAUCUUGAUUAGAGGCAUAUGCAAAGAAGGUAAGGUGCAAGAUGCUGUUAAUGUUUUGGAUGAGAUGGCAUUGAUGGAACUGGUCCCUGAUGCUGUCACUUACAAUACAUUGAUAAGUGGCCUAUGUAAGGCCAAAAUGGUUCAGGAAGCGGAGAAACUUCUUCAAACUAUGGUGAGAAAGGGUUGCAUGCCCGAUGAUUUCACAUACAAUACAUUGAUUGAUGGGUUCUGCAAAGCAGGUAUGGUGCAAAAGGCAUCCGACCUUCUUGGAGAUGCAAUUUUCAAAGGCUUCAUUCCAGAUCAGAUCACAUACUCCACACUCGUGAAUGGUUUUUGUGAGGAUGGCAAUUUGGAGAGGGCCAUGGAUCUCUUCAAGGAGGCAAGCAGCAAAGAUUUAGUUCUAGAUAUUACCAUAUACAAUUCCCUUGUCAAAGGACUUUCUGAGAAAGGACUCAUCCCAGAAGCUCUCCAGCUUGUGAACAAAAUGUUAGACAAGGGUUACAGCCUGGAUAUCUGGACAUACAAUAUAAUGAUUUAUGGUCUGUGCAAAACCAGUCAUGUAUAUGAUGCCAAUAAUCUUCUCGAUGAAGCUUUGAGGAAUGGUUGCACUCCUGAUAUCUUCACCUUCAAUACCCUCAUUUAUGGAUUUUUCAAGGUUUCUAAAUUAGAUGAAGCUCUAGAGAUUUUUAAUAGAAUGCAAAGGUGUGGAGUUAAUCCUGACAUAAUUACAUACAAUACGUUAUUGAAUGGCCUUUGCAAAGGAAGAAAAACUGACGAAGUAUUGCAAAUAUAUAAUGGAAUGGUGGACAAAGGUUGCAUUCCAAAUGUCAUCACAUACAACAUAAUAAUAGAGUCUCUUUGCAAGGAACGAAGGGUUAAGGAGGCAAUUGAGCUAUUUGAGAAGACUCUAGCUGAGGGUUGCACUCCAGAUGUGGUCAGCUGCAGUACACUGAUCCAUGGACUCUGCAUAAAUGGGCAUCUCAAGGAUGCGUUUAAACUUCUGCGAAGGAUGAAUGAAUUAAAUCUUGUGCCUACGGUGGCAACCUACAACAUUUUAAUACAUGCAUUCUGUAAUAGUUUGAAAGUUCAUAUUGCCACCAAGCUUUUCAAAGAGAUGAUAAAGAAGGGAUGUGUUCCUGAUGUUUUUACUUAUAGUGUGCUGAUUGAUGGCUUCUAUAAGACGGGAAAUGUAGAUUCUAGUUAUUAUUUCCUCAUUAAAAUGUUGAACAGUAAACUCAUUCCUCAUGCUCUUACAUUUGGUCGGGUGAUCAAUUGUCUAUGCAAGAAUCAAAGAGUUGAGGAGGCUGUUGGUAUUAUCUAUGCUAUGGUGAAUAAAGGCAUAGUACCUGAAGUGGUUGAAGAAAUUUUUGAGGCUGACAAAAAGGUGGUGGCAGCCCCAAAGAUCCUCUUGGAGGAUAUGCUGUUAAAGGGUUUUGUGAAUUACCAGGCCUAUGAGCUUCUUUUUAAAGCUCUUAGAGAGAAGAAAAAAAUACAAAAACUAGAAGUAAUGUGAAAUUAAAUGUUAAUCAAAGGUUAUAAAAUCUUGUUCCUCUUCUUUAGCUUUUGGUGACUUCUGAUCCCAAAGAUUUUAGACAUGAUACCACACUUUGAUGAUUUUUCUUGAGGAUGAGAGUCACUAUGUCAACUAUUGCCAAUUGGUAUUUGACUGCAGAGAAGGAUGAGCGUUUUUAUGAACUUGUACAAUGAAGAGCUCGGAGUUCCAUAUGAUAGGAGAUCAAAUAAUUUUUUGAUCAGGUGCUGAAGCGUUAAGCCUUCACACUGGGCACAAAAAUGAUUGGUAGCAGAUAUUGAAUUACAUUUACCAGUUGAUGGAUGAAACCAUCUCCCAUCUUACACUUAAUGUUAAAAGCUAUGACGAGGUGCUCACUUGAGGUAAGAACACUAAUUGAUUUCCCUGUGAGGAAAUCAAUUAAUUUUGUGAUUCGGCUGUAUGAAGUGUUAAGCCAUCACUCUGGGAACAAAAAUGAUUUGUAGCAGACAUUGAAUUGCAUCUACCAGUAAAGGAUGACACAGUCUUCCAUCUUAUGCUCAAUGUUAAAAGCCAUGACAAGGUGCGCACUUGAGGUUAAUAGCAUGCCCGGCAAGAAAUUCUUGUGAGACUGUCUGUGAAUGUGGAAGGUAUGCUUUAGUAACUAAUUAGAACAUGAGAUUCUACUUAAGGAAAUGUUCUUUUGAGGUCCAUGAUACACUGCCCGGUGGGAACCAUCUUGGCAUAUGGGUCCUCAUUAUUCACCUAUUGUGUUCAGACAGGCUGAACACUUCCUACCACAUCUAGAUUUGAACCCGUGCCACCCUAAAUUAACCACAAGAGCUUCACCAUCUGGCACACUCAGAAAAUUUUAUCAAUUCAUUGCAUUAUCUUUAUGGAGCCUUUCAAUAUGGACUAAGUCAAAGUAAAUCAAAUUCAGUACAAUAAGAGCAAAUUUUGUGCAACAUAUUGUUCAUUAUAUGAUGGUCGGAGCGAUGUUUAUGUAUGUGCUAUUCAUAGUUGGAUAUAGAAUAUAGUUUUUUUGCUAUUGACAGUAGUUUUGACAUCAUAUUGUUGUAAAUUACAUCUGGAGAUGGAGACAAACCUAGUUGUCUUUAUAAUGGCAUCUUUUAUUAUAUGAA
This is a messenger RNA of Cryptomeria japonica (Japanese cedar), 3977 nucleotides long. RefSeq names its product putative pentatricopeptide repeat-containing protein At1g74580. Gene Ontology annotation, molecular function: protein binding. The transcript has 4 exons. The coding region runs from base 448 to 2859 and encodes 803 amino acids. The record is from RefSeq and is a predicted model, not a curated record. NCBI's taxonomy places the organism in Eukaryota, Viridiplantae, Streptophyta, Pinopsida, Cupressales, Cupressaceae.